AUGGAAGAAGCAGGCAGGCUUCUUUCCGUCAUCGAGCUUGACGAGUUCACCAUCAAGGAAGUCCAAAACGGCUGGGCGACCACCGAGAAACGGCUGGGAGGGCCGAAAGCUGCCGGUGAGCAUGUCUUUGGGAAGCUCAAGAAAGAGGUUCCCCGGACCGAGGGUAUGCUCAAGAGGUCCAGCACAGUUUGGCACCUCUUCACCGAGUUGCUGCAAGCUCUUGAUCAGCCGAAGCUAGUCCAAAAGCGCCUGGAGUACAUCGCCUUGCGACACAUGAAUGCAGACAUCACAACAGCCGACGUCGAGGUCUUCCGCAACAUCAUCUUUGAAGUUUGUGCGUCAAAGCUUGGUGGGCUCAUGACCCCUGAGUUCCAGUUUGGCAUGGGCCAGAUCAUUGUGGCCGUGGGCACCUCCUUGGCCAAGACCCACGAACACUAUGCAGCACGGCUCAAGCUACUGACGUCCUGCUGGAAGGAGGUGAACGCGGAGGAUGUUGAAGCCGACGUUGAGUCUCAUGUAAGCACCGCCGAAGGACCAGAAGAGAAGGACAAUCAAGCUGAGGAGCAGCAGGUGAAUCUGGACAAGGCGGAGAAUGCCAUGGGCAGUAUGGAGCAGGAGGACGGCCAGGGAAAGCGUGGAUCAUGGCAGGAUAACUCAAACAUGAACAUCCCAAAGACCUUCGCAGCGAUGGCGCGAUUCAAUGCUGCGGUGAUGGGCACAGGAGACCGCAUGUGGUUUGCUGAUAUGCUCUACGCCAUGGAGUCCCUCGUGCCCUACGUUGGCAACAUUGACCGAGUCCAGGAAGACUGCGAUGUCUUGACCUUGACACUCGCGAAACAUGGGAAAGUGAAUUUGAAGGAGUUCCGUUCCGUUAUGUUCGCCAGCCUCAGGUCUCUCCUGCCCACUGCCUGGAGCACGGAGCAUGAGAAUGCGUGGGCUUGGUUCUGGAGCAUUGUGGAGAAAAAGGUUGAAGACAACAGUGAGCUCAUCGUAAGGAACCACCAGUGCCUACGGACCUUCCUAGCCCGGUUGGACGAGGCUAAGUUGGCAAACUUUAAGCUCCAGGUCUUUGAUACUUUCUUCGCGAGUUGCGAGGAGUCGCAGAUUUAUCUGCGGGCAGCCAACAAGCGACUGGUGUACAUUAUGGGGAGGGUCCUGACUAUCAUGUCGGACAUCUACACCAAGACUCACCAGGCUGUUAUCGCCCUGUCAGCUCUUGGCCUCAUGCAUGCAGGCCAUGGCAUUCCGGAGGAUUUGGUCCGCCCCUUUGUACAGGCUUUCAUGCGAACCAUCAAAGAAUACUGCCCCGAUGAGUCUUUGCAUGAUGGCCUCUGGUGGACACUGGACCUCAUUGGCAGGAUCUUCAUCCGCACCUUGGCGGAAGGCUCCACGCCAGUGAUUAUUGCAAUCAACAAGAACACCUCAGCAGAGAUGCAGACGGCUGUCGCGAAUUAUCCGCGUGGGGAGCGCGAGGUGAUCUUGCUGCGCGUCCAGGUGGGUACCGAAUCCAUGUCUCCUCUGAUUUGGGCUAUCGAGAAGGGGGCUCUGGAGUCGGCGAAGGCCAUUCUCAGCGACCUCUUGACCAUGCGUGCGGACCGAGAGCGGUACUACUAUGGAAUGGAAGCACUGUUCACUCGCCACGCAGACAUCAUCAGCAUGCUUUGUGACAAGGCACCCUCCCUGCUUUCCACAUUGUUUGACGGGCUCAUCUGGCGUUCCAAGAAUGUCAAAAAUGGGGUACGGCGCGCGAACUACUACAUCGCUUCCUUCCUCAGGGACGACGAGGGUCAGCUGACCAAUUCACUCUUGGACUUGAUCAAGCAUGGUGACCCUGAGAUCAUUUGCCACCCUACGGCAGUCUUCCAAGCGGACUUGCUCUGGACACGUCUUUGUUGCCUCCCCUGGGCCCUGACGAAGUUGUGGUUCUGUGUCACUCUUCUGGUGUACGUCAUGGCCGAGCAGCAAGCAUUCAUUCCACCCGAUCCAUUGAGUACAAAACGGUAUUCCGUGGUCUUUUGCCGGGCGUUCUUGUACAUCUUCAGCCUUGGGCAGCUUUUCGCCAAACAUGGGUACCAAACCUACAGAGCGAUCCGCCAGAAGCAAGUGACACGGUUGGGCGGCUGCCUGCCCGUGCCGAAGUACAUGCUGCAGACGCGCCAGGAGGUGGUCGAAGUGCUGCUGCUUCUGUGCCUCAUCUGUCUGUUCUGCUGCGAGCCCAUCCUCCAUUGCCUCGCGGUCAGCAACGAGUUGCUCAUUGAUUGCUGCGAGUUCGGCGAGUGGCAGUGCAACCUGAUGCACAUCUACAACCGUUUUGCCGCCUUCCCGAUGCUCCUCUACUUUGUGCUGGCAUGCGAGUUGGUGCACCUGAACGUACACCUCUCCGUCUUCAGCGUGAUCUGCUCGAGCCUGAUGUGGGAGUUCAUCAUGUACAUGGCCGUCUUGUGCUUCUUUACCGCUGCUUUCGCCUCGGCCAUUGCUUGCUUGCCUCACUCCUUGGGCGCUGCGUCCGUUCACAUGAGGGACUUCUUCAGCUGGCCUUUGGCUUUCGAGUCCUUGUUGGCGAUGGCUUUCAAUACUUAUGGCGCUGACAACUACGAGGAGAUUGCACAGGCAGAUGAGCCCUUGCUCAAGUGGCUUGUCAUGGGCUUCGCUGCAUGCUGGCAUGUGUACCUGAUGAAUCUUAUGGUGGCGCAGCUCUGCCAGCGCUACAAGGAGCUCUUCCUUGAUGCACGGGGCAAUGCACGGUUGACACGUGGCAUCAACAUCUACGAGACGGCCAUGCCACUGAUCUCCAAGAAGCGAUGGGCAGCCUUCUUGACAUCCCUGCAUCUGGAGGAGGCCUGCGAACUAGACGAGGGCGACAACGGCCCUCGUGGCGCCGUGCCUACGACAGAGGACCCCUACGAAUACCUGCAGUAUCCCAUGGUACCACUAGACCGGGUUCAGCGCUACGGUGGGCUUGCCAAAGCCGACUUGCCGUGGCCAGCCUUGGAGGAAAGUGUGGAUGACAGCGACAUCGGCAGGUUGGCCCAGAUGACACAAACUAAGUUUGAGGAGAUGGACCGGCUCAUGAUCGACAUGGCCAUCAAGCUCCAGGUUCGCUCCGCCGCAGGGACUUCUGGUACAGGCUUCUCAGCUUUGCAUGCAUCCCAGCAACGUGAUGAGAGCAAGCUUGCUGAUGAUCGUGACGCCAGUGCCGUGAAAGAGAGGACUGCAACUGAGCUCAUCGAGGAGUUUACUGAGGAGGCCGAGAUCGUGAAUGCAACUCCAGCCGACGUCAUCCCAAACUCAAAUCGUAGCCCUUUUGGCAUGAAGAUGUGA
Symbiodinium sp. CCMP2456 is the source of this 3321-nucleotide messenger RNA. Lineage: Eukaryota; Dinophyceae; Suessiales; Symbiodiniaceae. The record is from the annotation of a GenBank genome assembly.